This is a messenger RNA of Malus domestica (apple), 1117 nucleotides long. Its product is annotated as NDR1/HIN1-like protein 13. The record is from RefSeq and is a predicted model, not a curated record. Gene Ontology annotation, cellular component: plasma membrane. Lineage: Eukaryota; Viridiplantae; Streptophyta; Magnoliopsida; Rosales; Rosaceae.
CUUAGUUUGCUUCUCCCCCACCUUACAGCCUCCCAUUUGUCCCAUGCAAUCCACUUCCCCUUCUUCUCCAAUUGCGCUUACACACCACCUUCCAUCUCCUCCCCACCGCUCCCCAUCUUCCCAUGGCGGAGCGGUCCCCACCUGAUCUCCUCGGUAACAAAAACCACUCUCCUCCUUCUGUCCUUCUUGCAAUUCCCGAAUACCCCCAAUUCCCACCUCCAACACUGCCCCCGUCGACGUCCCGACAGUUGGUCAUCUCCCAACCCCAAAAUCCUUCCGUCGCCACCUUCCGCUCAGGUACCUACGUUGUCCAAGUCCCCAAGGACCAAAUCUACCACGUGCCCCCGCCCGAAAACGCCUACAUUGUCGAACGCCACCAGGACCCGUCCCGCAAAAGAAAAAGGCCGUUAUGUUGCAACCUUUACUGCAUUGGCAUCUUGGCUUUCAUUGUCCUCCUUGUUGUCAUGCUCGUAACGAUUUUUUCUGUUAUGUUCGCCAAGUCCGAAAAUCCCAAAUUCAGCGUAGAACGUGUUGUUGUACAUAGCAAGAGUAAUGGACGGCCGGACUACAGCUUGACGUUGAGGGUUCGAAAUCCGAAUUCGAGAGUGGCAAUUGUGUACAAUGGUGGUGGUGCUAGCCUUCAUUUCAAGCAAAAAACAAUAGCUAACGGAAAAUACCCAUCUCUUACGCAAGGGACGGGCAAAUCAAAAGAGGUUACUAUCGUCGUCCACGGUGCAAACGUUAUUUUGCCUAAAGAGAUUAAGAAAAGCUUGGGAGUUAGUGAGAGCAGCAGCAGCACGAAGAAAGUGCAGGUUAGUUUGUCCCUCAACAUGAACAUUCCGGCGAGGUUGAGAAUUGGGACGUUGAAAAGUAGAAGCAUGAAAUUUCAUGCGACAUGUGAUAUAACGGUGGAUGAAUUGUCGAAACGGACUAAAGUAUUGAAGCAGGAAUGCGAAACCCAGCGGAAGUAGCAAUCAACGUUGGUGUUGGUGUUGUUUUUGUAUGACGAUUAGGAACAAGUUUGGAAGCCAUGUAGCGGUGGUAGUUGGUGCUAAUUCAAACUCAUCUGUACUGUAUUUUUUGUUCAUUAAUUAUACAUAUUUAUAUUUUGCCCUUA